UGGGCUACUGGCUACUAGAAAUUAGAAUGUAGCAACUUAGCAAGCCGAUGAGAAGAAAAAGUUCACAGCAGAGGUUUGCUGUACGCAACUACGCACCAGCACCCGCUCUUCUUUCAGAGGUUUUAGGUUUCCGAAUCGGAAUUCACAGCAGAACUGCCACUCCGUUGUCCGGCAGCGCAGUUGAACAAAUCUGCAAAUUGUUAGCUAAGAAUUGAUCAAUGGACUUUGACAGUCGAGAUAAAAAUGUCAGAUGCACUCCCAGGCAGACAUUUCCUGGUGAUUCAGGUGAAGGCUUGCCUUAUGCCCCUGAAGAUUGGCCUAAACCAGGCGAUAAGUGGCGUUGGAAGGUGGGAAAAAGAGUUAUAGGUUCUGGCUAUAUUUGGGAUAGAUACCUUUAUCUACCAAGCCGUCUUGAGAAAGCUGGACAGCCAAAGUGUUUUCGGAGCAAAAUUUCAGUUGAGCGAUAUGUCCAAUCAACAUUUCCUGGCACAGAUAUGAAUGCUUUCUUUUCAUCAUUCAUGUGGAAUAUUCCCUUGAAGGAGUUCAAUUCAACAGAACUUUUGGGGGCUGACUCUCAUUUAUCACACACUUGUAAGGCUGGCAACAACAUGUGUAUCAGUUUAUCAGUAGUAUCUGAUCCUCCUCUGCCGGAAGCCAUGUUUUGUGACAUUUGCUGCAGUGAACCUGAUUUUUGCCGAAACUGUUGCUGUAUUCUUUGUUCUAAGACUAUUUGUUCAGCAUUUGGUAGUUGUAAUUACAUUAGAUGUAAAGCGAUUUUGCUUGAUGGCUGCAUUUGUGGGCACAUUGCUCACUUAGACUGUGCUCUUCGGGCGCAUAUGGCUGGAACUGUACGAGGAAGCUAUGAUUUGGAUGCAGAGUAUUUUUGUCGCCGUUGUGAUUCAAGGACAGAUCUUGUUUCACACAUCAUGGAACUUCUACAGAUUUGUGAAUCUAUCGAUUCUCGAGAAGAGAUUAAGAUGAUUUUGAAUUCUGCAAUAAGUAUCUUGAAGGGCUCAAAAAAAUUGAAUGCAAGGCAACUAUUACAUCAUAUUGAAUCAGUGAUGGCAAAGCUUAAGAAUGGAGCCAACUUUGAAGAUGUGUGGAAAAAGGAAGAGGCAACAUUAGAAGUAAUAACUGGUCUCGACGACUCCACGUCCACUUCCUCUGAAGAAGCUGAAGUUCUGACUGACGCUAUGGCCGACCGUGCAGAGAAAAUGAGGCGCCGACUGACGCAGCGCUCGACCGGAUCUCCGACGACCUCUUCCUCGACCCCUGUGCCUGUGCCUCGUACGACUCCACCCAGAAACGUUGUGGAUUUGUCGACCUCCCCGACAGCUUCUCCUUCUCGACUUCCACCUUCUGCCCCAGUGGGAAGUCCGAGUUCCAAACGUCUGUUGGAGCAACCGGACGCACCUCCACCCAAGAAGAUUCGGAUAAGCUUGGAGCUCAACGAGGACGCCCAAAUAUGGCAGGGUGAUUACUCAGUCCAAAACUGGGCCGAGCACGUACUUCUCCCGAAGGACGUGGAGGCGGCGAACAAGAAGCAGGACGAGUAUAUCUUGGAGACCUCUAUGCGCCAAUCUUAUCGGAACCUUGCCUUCCAGCUGGAGAUGAGGAAGCGGAUCCAGGCCCUCAAAGCUGGGAUACAUUACCUCAAUGUCCGCCUGCGUCAAUCGGAUGAGGCCCGCCAGGAGGAGCAGGCGGAUUUUGUCAAGGAGAGGGAGAUUCAUACAGCCGAGCUCCUACGGGUGACUCACUUGUGGGAGGAGGAGCGGGACAAGGCCAUUGCUGCAGUUGCCGAGUAUAAGGGGUCGGCAGCUUUCGAAGCGGAUGUGAAGUCGGCGAUAGCGGGUCGUCAAGGGGAGCUAGCGAAAGAAUGGCUGGCAACUUCAGAGGGCGACGACUAUCUGCUCGAUCUCGGCGAGCGUGACUUUUGCUUGGGCUACCGUGAGGCUCAACUAGAGAUAUACGCCACUCUGCUGGCUCGCGACCCUUCUUUCACUCCUGAAGGCUGGGGUCUCAAGUCAGUAAUCGAGCUACUGCCAGCGCCUGGGGCCCCGACCGGCAUUGUCUCUCCUCCUCCAGUUCUGCCGGCGUCAGGCUGCGCCUACUGACGUGCCUUAGCAAGCAGAAGACCCUUCGACCGCCCCUCCAGCUAAACCAUCGGCAGAGGAGCAGGUCGAGGGGACUGAAGCCACAUUGUCUCCCUCCGUAGUCUAGACUUUCGCAAUUUUUUUUUUUUUUUUUUUUUUUUUUUUUUUGUAAGGGCUGGUCCUCCCUUUGGACCCUUAUUAAUAAAAACGUCAUCUUUUCUGCUUC
This is a messenger RNA of Ipomoea nil (Japanese morning glory), 2319 nucleotides long. RefSeq lists its product as uncharacterized. NCBI's taxonomy places the organism in Eukaryota, Viridiplantae, Streptophyta, Magnoliopsida, Solanales, Convolvulaceae. The coding region runs from base 219 to 2114 and encodes 631 amino acids. The transcript is spliced from 6 exons. The record is from RefSeq and is a predicted model, not a curated record.